This is a messenger RNA of Jatropha curcas, 1233 nucleotides long. NCBI's taxonomy places the organism in Eukaryota, Viridiplantae, Streptophyta, Magnoliopsida, Malpighiales, Euphorbiaceae. The record is from RefSeq and is a predicted model, not a curated record.
UAUUUAAACUCUUCUUUCCCUCCCAUUCUUCUUUUCCCUUCAACCUUCUCCGUUUCAAGAAUCAAUCUUCAAGAAAGGUCACUUCACUGCAAAUCAAUGGCGUCUUCUUCUUGUUCCGGUUGGUGACGUGCACCAAUUUACUUUACUGUCUCAGUAAUCUUAGCUUUCACAGCCAUCUCCUCUUCUCUGCAUUCUUCAGGCAGCGGAACAACACCAAUGCCAAACAGACCAAUAAACCGCCAACUAAUUCUCAACGCAUCAAUGGCUUUAAGAAAUUCAGGUUUCAAUUUAAUGGCUACUCUUCUCUUAAUUUCUCCUGAAGUCUUUCUUUCAUCUCCAAAUUCAACAAUUUUCCCCAUUAAAGACUCUGCUCUUGUAAACGCUUCUUUCCCUCCAUGGUUCUUGAAACAUCUCCUUCGAUACCAUACCUCUCCUUUAUUAUUUUUAAUGGAUAAUCUUUUAAAGAAACCUAAAGGUAGCUGUUUCCCUACGCUUAUUCAUAGAAAGAAUGUUGCUGUAACAAUGGUUGAGGCAAAAGAGAGAUUAUUAGAGAUUAGUCAUGCGUUGGUUUCUCAUCCUGAUUUGUUUCUCGAAGGAAAUUUGGCAAUUCAUGGCGUUCUUGGACCUUUUUCUUUCCUGGGAAGUGGUUUUAAAGAUUUUGAUAAGAUUUGAGAUUUUUCUAUUCAAGCUCCGAUUUGUGAUUCAAAUUUUAGUUUAGUUUCGGAUAUUGAUGAGACUAAGAAUUUGACCGAAUGGACUAAAAUUGUUUGUUUGUUAAGCUCUAAUGGAUUUGUGUCUUUCGCAAUUGGAUUGAACUCUGUUCUUGAUGGGAUUCUUGAAGAUUUUAGAGAUUUGUAUUCUGUUACAAUUUUCACUCAAGAAUUUGAAUUUCUGGCUUCUCCUUCACCAGUUCUUGAUAGGGUCGUCAGGCUGCAUAUUCUGCCUCAAAGAGUUACAAAUUCAGAAUUUGCUUUUUUGCCAGAUAAGAAAUUACUUGGUACACUCCUUUCUAGUCAAGAACUGCAGAUAAUAGCUGGUCUAAAUGGCUCGCAAGGAAUAUUCAUUAAUGGAGUGGAGAUUGUGGCGCCAGAAAUCAUUGCAUCAAAGCAGUUCAUAAUUCGAAUUUCUCAGGCUUUUCAGGUGGCUGAGCUUCCUGAUACAUCAAGAUAAUAGUACCUAAAGACAAAAGCUUAGCUUCACUUUUGUUGUGUCGGAUAUGAAUGGUAUUUUUCC